AUGGUUCAUAACGUGAACGGCAGCAAUACCGAUAACACCAACGGCAAUAUAGUCCUGCAUUCCGAGGAUGUGAGCGUCAACUACGGCGACUUCCGCGCGCUGCGCGACAUCAAUAUGGACAUCAAGCGCCGUGAAGUUACCGCGCUCAUCGGUCCGUCCGGUUGCGGCAAAAGCACGAUGUUGCGCUGCUUCAACCGCAUGAACGAUCUCGUGCCGGGUGCGGAAAUCAGCGGUCGGAUACUAUUCGAAGGCUACGACCUGUACGGCGCGGAUGUUGACCCGACCGAGAUACGCUCGCGCAUCGGCAUGGUCUUCCAGAGGCCGAACCCCUUCCCCAAGUCAAUUUACGAUAACGUUGCGUUCGGGCUGAAAAUCAACGGCUACCAGGGGAACUACGACGAAGCAAUCGAACAGUCCCUGCGGCAAGCUGCGCUGUGGGACGAGGUCAAAGACCGUCUGAACACGAGCGCCCUGGACCUUUCCGGCGGUCAGCAGCAGCGACUCUGCAUUGCCCGCGCCAUCGCAGUAGAGCCGGAAGUGGUGCUUAUGGAUGAGCCCGCAUCCGCGCUCGACCCCAUCGCAACCCUUGCCAUUGAGGAGCUUAUCCGCGAACUGAAGGUCAACUACACCAUCAUCAUCGUAACCCACAACAUGCAACAGGCGGCGCGCGUUUCGGACGAUACGGCGUUCCUGAUGGUUGACGAGGACAGGUGUGGCUACCUCGUCGAGUUUGCGCUCACGCAGCAGAUAUUCACCAACCCCACAGACGAGCGAACAGAGGCAUAUAUUACUGGACGGUUUAGCUAG
This is a messenger RNA of Geodia barretti, 807 nucleotides long. NCBI's taxonomy places the organism in Eukaryota, Metazoa, Porifera, Demospongiae, Tetractinellida, Geodiidae. The record is from the annotation of a GenBank genome assembly.